AUUGAAGCUACUUCAGUUGUCUUUUCUCGAAUGUAUAUAAUUUGUUGUCAAAUUCUCUGUAUUCUCCCAAUAAACCUAUAGCACCCACAAUAUACCCCCAUCCAUGACUUUCUAUCUCGAGCCUGACGUCAACAUCGGCGCCACACGACCGGACGACGAAGGAACAGCAGCAAGAGAAAGAGAAAAGCAUGCCAGCACAUGAAGCUCCACGUCUUAUCCUAGAAAAAUCCAAAACCGUUCGGCGACGAUAUCAAAGAUCCAACAAGCGUUUCCAGUUUACAGCAUCCCAAAUCCAGCGCAUUGAAAGGGAAGAAGAGCGCGACAGGAAAGCUCAGCAACUCCGAGAUAGAGAGAAAAGGAAAUUGGCCAAUAAAAAAAAGAAGGCUGAGAAGGAGGCCAAAGAACGUGAGGAGCGGAAGCGAUUGGGGUUACCGAAUCCGAAUGCGACCAAAAUUUCUGCUAGUCAGCCAUUGAUGCUGAAUUUUUUUGGGAAGAAGAAGGAAACUAAAGAAGAUAGCGAGGAUAGGGAUGAAGAAGACGAGGAAUCUGAAAAAGAAUCAGAGAAGUCUGGUGUGGAGGAAACUGAAGAUGUGUUGCCUCACAAUGCCGAAGAACAACAUGUGGCUGCUGAGCCUGAGGACAGUGAUACUAUCACCGAGUUUGGAGAUGAUUGGUUUGAUGAUAACUUGAUUGUUGAUGGACAAUCAUGUGGAGACAUUCACAACCGUGUGCUUGAUUCAGGCAUCAGCUCCCAUGCUGUUGCACAUGAUGCUAUUGUACAUGGCGACCGACCGCCAUUACAAAGAAAGGAGACCGACCUUCCACUUGUGAAUACGAUAAACAAACUUUGUGAAUCCUUUGAGGAUGACACUUCUCAUCUUCUCAGCGAUCUUGACCCCAGUCUCUUAGAGGUUCUCGACAACACUGAGCAAACAGAUCAAGAUUCGAAAAAGACAGCAAACAUCACAAACGAGAUACUGCCUCUUCAAGAAACUGCGCAAGACCUAAAAGUCAUGCCUACCUCACCACGCGCCGGUUCUGCUACACCACAUAAUCAAAAUGGAGCCCGCGCACACUCUCCCAGAGCUUCGGAUCGCACUGGCGAAACACAGCGCGAGACUGAUGAUUACAAAGAGAACUGGCAUCCUAACAUUCCCCGCGAUGGUCGUGAGGUCAACCAGCCUCCAACAGCACGCCGUCAAUCUUCACUGAGCCAGUCUUCAAUCAGUUCUGGGACUCGUCGUGCCUUGGAGGUCUUGUCUAGUUCUGAUAUCGCCUCUGUUGAUGAGAACGAUGAGGCUGGUGUAGAGGCGACUGAAAAAGCCAGAGUCGAAGCAAAGGAGGCUAAGCCAGAAGGAAUGGAAGUUGACCAGAAAGCGUCCAUCGACAAAAAAGAGUUUGAUAUUCAUGUCGACACUGACGAUGAAUAUGGUGAUCUGGACCUAUGUACGCAGGAUCUAAUGUAUCUUGAUGAUAUGGUCGGCCGAAGGUAGCAAGUUUAUGGUGCUCCACAGCCUUACAACCUACUCAAUAAGUACGCAUUCCAGGACUUGAACGACCGACAGGCAGGCAUGAGAGUCUAGCCGCAUUUUGGAAGAGUGCAAGCUAUUUUUGGGAAGGUUCAUUAGAAGAUGAUCUGGAUUUUAAGGGGUUGGAUUAUCAUUUGGCAAGGUUGAAGGUUAAUAGGGAUCACCACAUGCCAAGUGACGCAGAAUAAUGACAACUUGCCUAUCUUCCGCUGCCCUUCUUAAUGCAUAUUAUUAUUCGCUUUAAUGAGAAGCUAAAUACAUUGAAAUAAAUUUAUUA
Molecule: messenger RNA, 1806 nt
Organism: Talaromyces proteolyticus
Lineage: Eukaryota; Fungi; Ascomycota; Eurotiomycetes; Eurotiales; Trichocomaceae
Exons: 1
Coding region: 189-1493 (434 amino acids)
Source: RefSeq, a predicted model, not a curated record